This is a messenger RNA of Porites evermanni, 4461 nucleotides long. The record is from the annotation of a GenBank genome assembly. Lineage: Eukaryota; Metazoa; Cnidaria; Anthozoa; Scleractinia; Poritidae.
AUGGGUUGUGGAGCAUCUAAAGCGGGUCCUUGUAUUCCCGUUCAAGUUCCCUGCGCCGGUAAGUAUUUUAAAGGCUAAAACAUCUUUCCCGAAAUUCAAAUGAUUCACGCAGCCCACAGAAACUUAAAUUAAGUGUCUACUUAUCCAACUGGCAGGAUAUCACUUUUAAAUUCACAAAUCAAAAUUAACUGUUUUAAUCAUUGUUAAGGCCCAUCAUUCAAAGAUACAGGUCGCUUUACCGAGCAUACAAGAUGAUAAUUGUAUGAAAUUGUACUUGCUUUUCGAAGUUUCCUUCUCUAGGUUUUCUGUAAGUAUUAACUUCAUUAACGCUUUCUUUUACAGGGAAGACCUCACGCGGGUUGAACAGCUCAUCUAAAGACAACAAACCAAAAACAUCUUCACCAAAAACUAAUAAGGCGGCAGAGUUGAGAAGGAAGGCCAAUGAGGCCAAACUUAGUGAGUUUUAAAAAAAGUGGAUCAAAAUUGUUAUUAAUUUGUUUUCUAAAUGCUUUUUAUGGUACUUAUCACUUUGUUAAGUAUAUUAUUAUUAUUAUUAUUAUUGGUUUUUCUUACUAUUAUUUUAUUUUUUUAAAGGCUGGUAACUCUCAGUAUUGUGAAACCCCUUUCAUCUGUUACUAUCCAGAGACUAAUUUAAUUAACCUUGUUGUUUCCACGUUUUACCAUUAGGACAAAGGGUAAUUAUCCAAUGCAGCCUUUUAUUUGUUGUUUUUAAUUUUCAUAAUUUUCUUAUUUUUUCCAAUUUUAUUAUAUGCAUACUGACCCUGGUUGUUAAAACAAUGGAUAGGACUAUCUAAUGGGUAAAUCAUUAUCCAGGAGAUAAGUGUUAGGGAAAUCAAUUAUUAUGCUAUCCACUAGAUGGACAUUAUUCACUGGAUAGCGCUAUCCACCAGAAAUUACCAACAGGUGUGAAGAGGGCCACAAAAAUAUUUUCAGUCUCAAGGAUAUGUUUUAAAUACUUAUUGUGUUCUUGUUUUUUUAUUUAUUUAUUUUUUCAGAAAAGGUUAACAGUUCCAACUCAAGUACCUCACUAAAGAACAGUGCAUCUAAAUGUACAAAAGGAAAAGUCACAACCUGCCAAGUCAUAAAAUCAAGCCCAGCUGCCACAAGGCCAAAACAAAACACUGUGGCAAUUAAGGCAACACCAAAAAACUUGCCUUCUUCACAGCAAAAAACAGCCAAGAACACUACUGAGGAAAGAUCAGCAAGUUGCCAGUCUGUGAAAAAAGAUAACUCAAAUUCAAAGUCAGCAAAGGACAGCACUUUGGGCACCAAAAAUGAGGCUAAAAAAUGCUGCCAGCCGUCUAAAAGGACUCAGUCCAGUCCAACUUUAAAGACGAGUUCACCUGAUAUCACCACCGAAGCUAAACAACUAAGCAGUCAGUCUUCACGAAGGCCAACAUCAAGUCCUACAAAAAAACAGGAACAACCUUGUGCAAGUGAUGCAAAAGGACCAAGCUGUCAGCCAAAGGCCAGUUCUACUUCAAAGGACAAACAUGCAAGGAGUGCUUCUGAGAAAAAACAAUUAAGCUGCCAGCCUGAACAACCCAAUUCAUGUUUGUCACUAAAGGAAAAUCUGCCUUUGAAAGAGACCAAGGCUGAGGCAAAACAUGAACGUUCCCAAAGGACAGUGCGACCAAAGUCAAGCCCAAUUGACAACAAGAGAAACCAAACAUCCCCAAAGCCUGCAAAAAGACCACAGUCAGGUCCACCUUUCAAAGCCCAUCCAAUCAAGACCAUCAAUGAGGCAAAACCACUUGGCCACCAGUCCAUCAAACAGCCCAAGGAAGAUCUACCUAAGAAAACCAGUGCAGCAAAACAAAAAAGGUGUCAGUCUUCUAAAAGCCCAGUGUUGUGUCCUGCAUCAAAGGAAAAUUCAUCCAAGACUGUUGAAACCCAUGGGACAGGGCAGCAUGCAGCUUUGGAAGCUAAAAGUCUUGCUGAUAAAACAGGAGAGCAGUCACCAGUGAAUGAGGUGACCACGAAGGAGGUACUCAAGGAGGGAGCCACCAUUAGAGAAGGAGUUGUUGUAGAUAACAUUCAGGUAACUAAAUAUUCUAGAAGUGACUUAAUAGUUGUGAUAAAUACAGGAAGUAGUAGUAUUUUCUUUUAUGUAAAGUUAUGGACUUAAAAGGUUAGAGCGAAACCAUUAAUCAACAGUCCAGCAAACUCUUUGCCGUAAAAACUUGAGCACAAAGAAAACCAAACCAAAUAUAGAAAAAUGACCAGUAAGCCUCGGAGUCGUGUUAGAAUAAUGAUUUUAAUAUAUCGAACAUAGGCUAUCGUGAUCAUGAUUCUAAGAGAACUGAGAGAUUCACAUAGUUCACUUUUUUCUUCCAACAGGAGUCCUCUGCCUUAGAGGCAGAACUUGAUAAUUUCAUUGCUGAGGUUCUCCAGUCACAGCUGAGUCUCAUUCAAACGGUGCCAUCUCCAGAUAAGAGUCCUAAGCCUCACAACACACAGUCUCCUACCACAAACUCACCUACUGCAGAGCUAGGUAACUACAUGAACAUUAAGGCCAUUUGCCAGAUUCAUUCCUUUCAAAGUAACACUAGAAAGUACCACAUUUCAAGAAUAUAAAAAUGGUUUCAAGAACAAAAUGCUUUAUGGAUCUUAAGACCUAAAAGACCCUUAGGAUUUAAAAUUGCAAAGAUAGAAAAAACUUGGUUUGCUUUGGGACCAUUAUUUUGAUCCCAAUAUACAUGUACAUGUAUACUGCUACUCCUUAAAGAAUGUACUUCAUAAGAACAGCACAAUGGUCCACUGUCUGUGAGACCUUAAUGGUAUUAAACCAUUUAUAUACCUUAAAUGAAAGAUGUGGUGAAUUUAUGUUGGUGUGUGGUGAGGAUACAAUGACUUAACAAACAUAAAUUUAAUUUGCAAUUCAACACAACUAAUAUUGUUGUUUUUGAUCUUUGAAACCACCCUUCCGUUACAGGUCUCGUGCAACAAGCCCAGUUCAUGGGCUCUCUAACAGAUGCUGCAGUAAAAGUCAAUAAUGAUUGUCAAAAGAGUUCCAACAGCUCAACAGCAGUCCUUAAUGAAAGAGAAAUGAGAAAUGGCAUCUCUCAAAUCACUCAGAAAGCCUCAUCCCCUACAGGCAGAAAGGAAGACAAGAAUUUUGAAGUGAAUAGUUCAUCGCCAGCUCCAAGUCAUUUGACUGUCUUCCCAGAUGAGAACACUGAAAUUGAUUCCAGACAGAUUAAUGGAGUAGAACAGUCCCAGUGUGGUGUGAAAAGGAGCUCUGGCAGCUUGAAGUCAUCUCCAAGUGCAAGAAGAUCUCAGGAAAAGGUUACUGUGGAGGCUAAGCGUAAAUGCAGCAAGACUUCAAUCAAUGAAAGAAAAUCACCUCUUCACUCCACACCUGAUUCAAAUGCCAGAAUAAGUAAUUCUGCAUCAAACUUGAGAGCAGGGGAUUCUCCUUCACACAGAGCCACACCUUUAAAAAGUAGGCCUUCCAGUACUUGUUCAACUACAGAUGCCUCAGUGAGUUCAAAGGGUCGUAAAUCCAGCCAGAGGCCCUUGUCAAGUGUAGAAGUGCCACCAGAAAAUACAAGCACAGGUGAUAACAGGCCACAUCCAAGGAAACAGUCACUGUCGCUGUAUGAUUUAAGGGGGUCUGAUGCAACAAAGUCACCAACACCACGCAGCAAAUUGUCUCAUGGUCAGGUGUCAGUUGCAAGCUCUGAAGGAAAUUUACAUUCAUCAAGAGUGCCCAGUGCAGAGAAGAAAGGACGCUUGACACCAAAGGAUUCGAAGAGUGAGUUAAAAGAUAAAGGAUUGAAAAUGAAUGUCUCUCAAGGGAUAAGAAGUACUUCUUCAACCACCUUGUCAAAGCAGUCAGUAAGCCAUAACUCCUCCAAAACCAGACAAAUGUCCCCUACUGCGGAUAAAGAACUGGAAAAGUCUGAGUCUGAUGACAAGGUACACCAAAUGCUGAGAGAACAAAAGAAUAUUGUCAAGAAACAAUAUGAAGAAGCAGAAAAUGCUAGACCAAAUGCUAAAGGGAAGACUGAAGCACGACACAGCCAGAACAGACUUUCCACAUGCAGUCUGCCUAAAGCAGAUCUGGAACAACGUCUAAAGAGUGGGAGACCAGUUAGCAAGGGGAGUAGUUCUUCCAUUGUCAGGUCAGAGGAGCAUUUGCACGGCACUCGAACGUCUUCACCAAAGCAAACAGACGUUUGUAAUUCAUCAUCAAAAAGUUCACUGAAAAGCACAAAUGAACGUUCUGGAAGUGCAGGCAGCUCAAGGCAUUCACCGAGAACUUUUGAGGUACUAGAUUCAACAAAAACUUUGCAGUUUUCUACACCAGCAUACUCAGAGGUGCAAUCUAGAAAAGCAAAAAGUAAAACCACACUAAACAAGAUGGAGAUAUUGAACACUGAGUAUGAACAAAAACAGGUGACCUUGUCUACACCAUCCUCAGCGAGGGCUGUAUAA